Molecule: messenger RNA, 753 nt
Organism: Hansenula ciferrii
Lineage: Eukaryota; Fungi; Ascomycota; Saccharomycetes; Phaffomycetales; Wickerhamomycetaceae
Gene: RTS2
Product: Rts2p
Exons: 1
Coding region: 1-753 (250 amino acids)
Biological process (GO): DNA replication; DNA damage response
Cellular component (GO): nucleus
Molecular function (GO): double-stranded DNA binding; zinc ion binding
Source: RefSeq, a predicted model, not a curated record
AUGGGUAAAGCGGAAUUCGGUACACCCAAAUACUUCUCAAAUCAAAUGAAGGCCAGGGGUCUUCAAAAGCUAAAAUUUUAUUGUCAAAUAUGUGAAAAACAAUGUAGAGAUGAUAAUGGGUUCAAAAGUCAUACAAGAAGUGAAAGUCAUCUCAAGAGAAUAAAACAAGUUGAUUCAAGCGUUAUUGAUGAUUUUUCAAAACAAUUUCAAAGUCAGUUCUUAGCAAAUUUACGUUCGCAUCAUGGUGAUAAAUCUAUAAAUGCCAAUCGUUUCUAUAAUCAACUUAUUCAACAAAAGGAUCAUAUACAUUUAAACUCAACUAAAUGGUCUUCAUUGUCACAGUUCUUGCAGGAUAUAGGUAAACAGGGCCUCAUAAAUGUCAACGUGGUUGAUGAAAGUGAUCAAAGUUUGAAUGGUGUUGAUAUAUCAUACGUAAAUAACUCGAGUGAUGAAAUUACUAGACAAAAUAAUUUGAAAAAACAUUCAGAAGAUGAAAAAGCAGAGGAACAUCUAUCGAUGAAACUGCUGAAGGAUCAAAUAAAAAAAGGUGAAGAACUACGUAGUAAAGAAGAAGAGGAAGAUAACCCAGAAGAUAAACAUUUCACAAGAUCAAAAGAUGAUGCACCUAUAAAGAUAAGUAUUGGUGCUAAAAAGGAUCAACCCGCCACCAACAUACCCAAAAGAACUAACGCUUUCAAAGUAAGUAAACCUAAACAAGGUGCUAAUCCACUAAAAAAGAACGUAUUAAAAUAG